Molecule: messenger RNA, 1300 nt
Organism: Cuscuta europaea
Lineage: Eukaryota; Viridiplantae; Streptophyta; Magnoliopsida; Solanales; Convolvulaceae
Source: the annotation of a GenBank genome assembly
GGCUUUUGGGAAACCCUAAGAUAUCAGUAAUCUUUGCUACCCGAAUUGGAGCAAAUUUUUGAAAGAGAAGACAACAAUGGGAGAUUCAGAUGCCAAAACCGAAACAUCGCUAAAAGAUAAAGGCAACGAGUUCUUCAAAACCGGGAACUAUCUCAAAGCUGCCGCUCUCUAUACUCAAGCCAUGAAGCAAGACCCAUCAAACCCAACUCUUUACAGCAAUCGUGCUGCAGCAUUUCUUCAUCUGGUUAAACUCAACAAAGCACUUGCUGAUGCAGAGAUGACAAUCAGCUUGAAGCCUGACUGGGAGAAGGGUUAUUUCAGGAAAGGAUGCAUACUGGAGGCUAUGGAGCGAUAUGAUGAGGCACUGAAUGCUUUCAAGAUCGCAUUAAAGCACAACCCCCAAAGUUUGGAGGUAUCAAAGAAAAUCAAGUCACUUAACCAAUUAGCAAAAGUAAAAAAGAGAUCAGAAGAAGUGGAGUACAUGAGAUCUAAUGUCAACAUGUCAAAACAUUUGGAUACUUUGAAAUCUGAACUGUCAGGUAAAUGUGAAGAUGAGACCAGUAAUGGUAUAUUCUCUUUUCUUGUUCAAAACAUGGAAACUGCAGUAAAAUCAUGGCAUGAAACUUCUAAAGUGGAUACUAGAGUUUAUUUCCUUAUUGACAAGGAGAAAACAGACACUGAGAAAUGUGCUCCUGCUGUGAAUAUUGACAAGGCUUUUGAGUCUCCUCAAACUCACAGCAACUGUUGUUCUUUCCUCAGACAAUAUGCUGAAGAAUCUUUGUCACAAGCAGCAUGCUUAGUUACAUCCAAGAAUAUUAUAUCUUACCCACAGGUGUGGAAGGGUCAAGGAUCAAGGAAGUGGAAGCAUGGUCAAAGUGAUGGAUUCUUCAUUCAAUUCGAAUCACCUUUUGUACGCAAGCUCUGGUUUAUUCCCAGUUCAACUGAGGAUGGAAAACCCUUGUGCAGGGAUCCAGUCACUUUGGAUGUAAGUGCUCAUGAACUUAUUCCUCGUCUAUUCAAGUAAACAUGGUCAAUGAACUUGCAGCCAUGAACUUGUUAUGUGGUUGAUGACCUCCAAGGAACUGGAGUCCAAUUGACCAAUGUACACAAGAUCCUGGUGAUGAUGCUUGAGUAUAGCUAAAUGGUAGAAAUGGGAAGAGAACAGCUUCUCAAACCACCUUGAUCAGCGGUUUAGGGAAUUUCAAUUGUAAGCUUAAUUUUGUAGAAGUAUGAUCUCUCAUGUAUUGCAAGCAUCGUCUGAUUUGUAUCGCAGUUUUUAGGGAACAAUGAAUUGCUUGAG